Arachis duranensis is the source of this 1275-nucleotide messenger RNA. RefSeq lists its product as uncharacterized. The record is from RefSeq and is a predicted model, not a curated record. NCBI's taxonomy places the organism in Eukaryota, Viridiplantae, Streptophyta, Magnoliopsida, Fabales, Fabaceae. The transcript is spliced from 4 exons. The coding region runs from base 1 to 1275 and encodes 424 amino acids.
AUGCUGCCGCACCGCCGCCACACCGCUGCUCGCCACUUCUUCUUCUUCUUCCCGCCGCUGCACCGCCGCCCGUUUCUUCUUCGCCGAGCCUGGGUGGGGGUGGUGGUGGUUCUGAUUCUGAGUUCUUAUGAUGAUGAUGAUGAUGAUGGUGGUGGUGGUGGUAGGUGGUGGGUGGUGGGUGGUGGUAGUUGUGGUGGUGCUGGUGCUUGGCAUAAUUUUGGGGAAGAAGGGAUAGGGACAUUUUGGUCCGAAGGACGAUCUGAAGAACAGCAUUUUACAGAAGGUGGGAUUUCCGGUAGCAAGUUUGUGAAGAAGUUAUUCUACAAGAUUCCCAUUGCAGUUGUCUCGAUCCGGGUUCAGUAUGACACCUUUGUGCUAGCAGCUGAUGAAGACAUUAGGGUUCUGUUCCAUUGUGUCAGAAGUUUUCCAGAGGUCAGAAUACACGAGUUGUUCGCAAAGUUGGAUGUUGGGGUGGAUAGUUUUGGGGCAUCAGCUCCAUUACAUAACUCAAGUGGCGUAGGAGGUGCGUCUUGUUCGAUGCCUGUGAUAGCACCCUCUGUUCCGCUAGUGGCAUCCCCAUCAUUCGCGGCUGAUUUAGAUCGAAUGGAGGCUGUUGGUUCUGCACCUUUGCAGGAUUCAGGGGUCCGUGGGCAGGCAUAUGAGGUGGGCACCGGUGGAAGCUUGAUUCCUGAUGUGCAAGGGUUUGGGGAACCUGAUCGAGUAGAGAACGCAAUGUGUGAUGAUGAGUCUGACCAGGAGCCUGUAGAUAUCAUUGGGGACAGUGAUGAUGACACAGCUGGCAAUCCACCUACACAGCAUGGGGCUUCAAGUUCUGGCACUCAGCAAUACCCUCCACACUUCUCGACUCUAAACUUGGAGGCUCUGGGUGAACAGGCGGUGGAUGGUGGUCCCACAGACUACAACAUCCGUCGAGGUGUUGAGUACAGAGUCAUCGAAUCAGAUCAUCUGAAAUAUCAUGAAAAAUACAAGGAGUUUGGCAAGGGUUGCACUUGGUUGAUUCGUGUAGUGCUCCGUGCACGCAAGGGCACUUGGGAGGUUCGGAGGUACAACGGCCCACACACCUACUUGGCUACGUCUAUAUCGAGUGAUCACCGUCAGCUGGAUUACCACAUUAUUUGUGCGAGGAUUCUUCCGUUGAUUAGGACAGAUGCUGCGGUUACGGUAAAGGUAUUGCAACAAGCUACAGAAGCAGACUACGGUUUCAGGCCUAGUUACAGGAAGGUUUGGCUAGCCAAACAGAAGGCCGUGGCAUAA